AGUGUGACUCGUGGUGUCACGUUUCUAUUCCACGUUUGCGACCUUUCAUCUUCUCUGCGCGUCCACCGAUUCAAAUCUUGACUUCUCUCCAUAUAUAUACAGAUGAAUCACCGAUCCUUCUUCAGAACCUUCUCAUUCGAGAAAAUCUGACGGAAUCGAACCUCAGCAACCAUGUCGACUAAUCCAACCUCGAAUCCCAUCGAAUCGAGCCAGAAGAAGCCAUCGCUGUACCUCCAGAACAUGGAUGAGGUCGAGGAGGUAUUCAACCGCUUCGACACCAAUGGCGACGGCAAGAUCUCCGUGUCGGAGCUGGGUGCCGUCCUCAGCUCCCUCGGCACCUCAUUCACCGACGAGGGAGAACUCCGUCGCAUCAUGGCAGAGCUCGACUCUGAUAACGACGGCUUCAUCUCCCUCCCCGAGUUCGCGGCCUUCUGCCGCUCCGGCUCUGAGGACGGUGGCUCCUCCGAUCUCCAAGACGCCUUCCGGCUCUAUGACCAGGACCAGAACGGCCUGAUCUCCGCCACGGAGCUCCACCUAGUGCUCAACCGCCUCGGCAUGAAGUGCUCCAUUGAGGAGUGUCACCGCAUGAUAAGAUCCGUCGACUCCGAUGGCGACGGUAACGUCAGCUUCAAGGAGUUCGAGAAAAUGAUGAGCAACGCAAACAAAAGCAACGGCUCCGCGCAGUAAAAUUUGGAAUCGACGGUCGUGGACGGGUUGAGUGCAGCAGUUGCUACUCUGCGCGCAUAUAUAGGUGUUAUCGUUUCCCCUUUUCCAUCUUCAAAUCUGAAUCCGAAUCUGAAAUCAAUCUCCGAUUGUUAUUAUUAUGGCUUCUGGGGAUUUUCUUACAAAUACUAUUUAGGAAGAUGUUUAAUCUGAGGAAUUCAGACAUGGAUUGCCUCUUAAAGAUUAGGUUGUUACGUAUUAAUCAGGUAUUGAUAGUUUUGUGGGAAAAUCCGCCUAGAAUAAUUUCUCGCAAAAUUCCAGAUGUGUGAUCAAAUAAUAUUUCUGUACAUGUUUUGAUA
Molecule: messenger RNA, 1022 nt
Organism: Juglans microcarpa x Juglans regia
Lineage: Eukaryota; Viridiplantae; Streptophyta; Magnoliopsida; Fagales; Juglandaceae
Product: probable calcium-binding protein CML27
Exons: 1
Coding region: 172-687 (171 amino acids)
Molecular function (GO): calcium ion binding
Source: RefSeq, a predicted model, not a curated record